GCUCCCUCUGUCCUGUUUAUAUCCACACAUCUUUGUUUGCCAUGACACCAGUAGCUGCAUUCAGUUCUGCGUAUCAUAAAAAAUUCCCUCCGGCAAAAGUUUUCAUCUGACUUAGCUAAAAGACUCCGGGAGGUUGUUGUCAUAGUAACGGCCUCGUACACAACGCUCCCUGUGUAAGUGUAGUUAAGUGCGGGUUGCUACACUUGCACAUAGACUGUUUCUGUGUAUAUAUGUAUGUGUUUGAAAGCUCUAUUCAUUCACUCCGUUUCGCCUUCAAGAACCUGAGGUGAAGGCAGCGGAAAGCAGGUUAAGUGCCGUAUUUGCACUGUCUCUUUUCUGGCCGAAAGGGGGAAUGUAGGUCUGGCCCCUCCCGGGAGAUAGCGCCGGGUCUUCCCCUGAAAGGGCGAGACGCGGAGGUGCAAACCCGAGCUGGGGAGGGCGUUCCACCAAGAUGGAGGGCGGGGCUGAAAUCAGGUGAAAAGAGUGUGGGAAAACGGAGAGAUAGGGUAACAGGGAACAAGUGCGGCUACAUGGUGCCUGGGAGGGAGACCCUAGCGGACAGCAAGACGAGACGCGGAAAGACCAAUAAUGGGCCAAUUCAAGUACAAAUUUCUACCCUUGCCAGAUGAAAUGUUUGCCUGCUUCAAUUCCCAGUUGAAAAUUUGCCCUUUGCCCCAUGUUUGCCAGUUAAAGGUUCCUCUCACGGAGAAUAAAGCAUGCCUUUUUCGUUCGUGUUUGCCCGGAAUCGAUCUGCACCGUAGCACAGCAUUAAAAAAAAACUGCCGUUUUUGCUAAUGAGGGAGAAAAUUGCGGAUUCGUCCCUCGCUGUCCCACACUGUUUUGCGGCAUACAGCCAGACCCUCACAGAGAUGACCUCAGCCGCACCCCCCAACUCCCAGAGCACCUCCCCCCAGAAGGUGUGCCAUUCUCAGACGACCCAGACAGACGUGCUGAAGCCUCUACUCACAGGGGGCAUCGUCGGAGGACAGGGGGCGCUGCGGAGGCGCCGGCGCGUGCUUUCCAAGGAUGGCCGGAGCAACGUGCGCAUCGACCACGUCAGCGGGCGUGGGGCGCUCUACCUGCGCGACCUCUGGACCACCUUCUUGGACAUGCAGUGGCGCUACAAGUUCUUCCUGUUCUCCGCCACCUUUGCCGGGACCUGGUUCCUGUUUGGGGUGCUGUGGUACCUGGUGGCCCUCGUCCACGGAGACCUGCUGGAGUUUGACCCCCCGUCGAAUCACACCCCGUGCGUGAUGCAGAUGCAGACCCUCACGGGGGCCUUCCUCUUCUCCCUGGAGUCCCAGACCACUAUCGGCUACGGCUUCCGGUGCAUCACUGAAGAGUGCCCGGUCGCCAUCAUCCUCCUCAUCCUCCAGCUCGUCAUCACCAUGGUGAUGGAGAUCUUCAUCACUGGCACCUUCCUCGCCAAGGUGGCACGGCCUAAGAAGCGAGGGGAGACAGUGAAGUUCAGCCAGCAUGCGGUGGUGUCCAACCAUGAGGGCCGACCCUGCCUCAUGAUCCGAGUGGCCAACAUGCGCAAGAGCCUGCUUCUGGGAUGCCAGGUGACUGGGAAGCUUCUGCAGACCUCUUUGACCAAGGAGGGCGAGACGGUACGCCUGGACCAGAGGAACGUCCCCUUCCAGGUGGACACCUCCAGUGACAGCCCCUUCCUCAUCCUGCCCCUCACCUUCUACCACGUGAUUGAUGAGAGCAGCCCCUUGCGACCCUGGGCCGCCAAGGGUGGGGGGUGGACGGACCCCGAGCUGGCCGACUUCGAGCUGCUGGUGAUCCUGAGUGCGACGGUGGAGCCCACGUCGGCCACCUGCCAGGUGCGCACCUCCUACCUGCCCGACGAGAUCCUGUGGGGAUACGAGUUCCCGCCCGUGGUCUCCCUCUCGCCCUCCGGGAAGUAUGUGGCCGACUUCUCCUUCUUCGACAAGGUGGCCAAGACCAAGACCCAGCCUCUGUUCAAGCAGAUCCCCGCCCAGAGCUCGCCCCCACAUGGACAGCCGGGGGGCGGAGUCAUUGAAGCGGCGGACCCAGAAAAGAUGCGCCUAGAACAGAGCUACAGGGAGAGGGGGGACGAGCGAGUGAGGCCUAGAGACAGCAGUCCACAUAGCGUCCGUAUUAGCAACGUGUAGCGUGGUGACAGGCAGCUUGUACAAGCACGACUGGAGUAAACACUCCCGCUUCAUGCUCAUGCUUGUCUGACUGACUGAUGAGGCUUUUUUUUAAAUGAUAGCUCUGGUCUCCCUUGUGUUUUUAUCGUGUUAUCUUACCUAAACUUUGUUGGAAAUGGAGAAGAAACUGUACCAUUGAGUGUUUCAUUGGUGUUUUUUUUCUCCAAAUAAUGAUUUAAUGAGUGAGAGAAGGUCAUUUGUGUAUCCCGAAGGGGCUGUAGAAUGAUUUCUGAGCUGUUUGGGAAUAUUGUGGCCCUGCGGGACUCCUUUACCCCGGAGUGCCCAGCAGGGGUCACUGUUUCUCGACUCGCCGUUUUCAGCUUCUCACAGCAUCUGCAGGGCUACGCGUGGACCAGCAUCUCCUGAUCUUUCUUAAACCCUGAAGCUUAACUCCCUGACAGCACUAAAUGAACCAUAGACUGAAACAGUUCAACAUUUCCACCAUAUUCCGGGCUUAAGGCCUCAUUUUGAAAUCUGUCAAACCUUGACGCACUGGUGUGCCUCCAGGACUAGAGACAGGAAGGUGCCCAGAAAAGCACAUUGUACACUUUAAUAAAAGUUGUCCUAGUGGCACAAAUGUAAUGAACUUCACCACAGGACAAUGAAAGAAUGCUAAAUUCUCUUUUAGAUGCCAAGGUCAUGCUGUGUGCAUGUGCGUGUGUGUGAGCGUGUGUGUGUGUGUGUGGUAUUAGCAGAUAAAGUACAGAAAACCACAAAGCACAUGGUAGCAGCACACAGAAGAUGUUUCAUAAGAAUAAUCAGUAGAUGGUAUUCAAAACGAAGUGCCAGAGAACAAAAGGGAUCUCUUAAAAAUGAGACAUUUCUUUAUCGGUGCUUAUGAGAAUGCAUUUUUAUACAAAGUUACAUAUUUACAUUUUUCUAUCUAUUGUACUAACAGCAGUAGUACACUGAUUGGAACUUAGUUACUUGAGAAAAUGUGUAUGACACUCCUAAAGCACUGGAAUGUAAAAAGUUUGUGUUUGUAUGUCGGCUUGCGUGCACGUAAGUGCACAUGAUUAAGUGAUUGUAUUUUAACAAUACUAAAAGCACUUUAAUAUGGAGAAAAAGUUCUAACGUCACCAGCUGCCUUCACUCUCCUACGUACCUACUUUCAUUUCGUGUUCCCGGCUUGUGUUUGUCCGAGUCAGUACAUUUCUGUAUAAAGUCUGCUACAUUAG
Molecule: messenger RNA, 3358 nt
Organism: Paramormyrops kingsleyae
Lineage: Eukaryota; Metazoa; Chordata; Actinopteri; Osteoglossiformes; Mormyridae
Source: RefSeq, a predicted model, not a curated record